AUGCGAUUUCCUCCAUCCCGCUGUCCGGCUUGCCCUCGCUCGCGUCUUCGUCGAUACCGGGCUCCCAGUGCGUCAGCGCAAGUGAAGCGGCCCGGGCGGAAGCCGAAAAGCAAGAUGUAUGUGGAGGAGUCGGAUGAGACGCAGGAUGUGGACAUGGAUGGGGAGCAGGGUCCGAGAAAUGCACUCGCAGAGUCGGACACGUCAGGCGACCAUCGGUGUGCAAGCGGGAAAAUCCAAGUCACCCAUGAAGAAGGGGAAGGAGAAGAAGAUGAAGAGAAGGAGCGUGCACAUGAGCUGCGAGACAAUUUCCUCGAGGCGAAAGAUCUGCGUAUGGACAACUUCUUGAACGACGCGGAGAAGAACAUCAAGAUAUUCUUGUCAUCUCAUUUCCGCGACGAAGGCCUUAUAUGGUCUGAGCAGCGCGUACGCGAGAAACCCAUCCUCAUCGGCUUUUUCCUCGAGUUCCUGCUUCGAAACCGUGUUUUCCCGGAAUCUGAACAGGAAAAAGGCCUCCGACGUGCUCUGCAAGUGAUACACCUGGCUCGCAAGGAGCUUCCGGCCACGUUCAUUAUCGGCAAAGCCUUGCCCGAUAGCCUCGGCGUAGGCUGCGAAAACUAUUUGGAAGCAGAUGUCACUGAGGACCAAGAGGAUAAAGGCGAGCCCGAGGCCAAGAGAUGCAAAGUCAAGGAGAAGGAGGAAGAUCUUGCAUUUGAGGAGGCCAUCGGCGAGGUAGACACAGAAGUCAUCACUCCCGAAGUCGUCGAGAGCCUCGGAAAGGCCGUGCAGCAAGAACGCGAGGCAGCCGAUGCCGACGUGGGAUGGGGUGCUGGAAACGCGAGCUCAGAGCCUCACGACCCCUGGGCGCAGCCGGGGAGCACCUGGGAUGAAAAAACCACUAACGAGCCGAACCUAAUUAUGGCCUUCCUCGGUCCGACCAUCUUCCUGCUCACGCCUAUAACGGCCGCAUCUACCGCUCCUGGCAAGGCAGCAAGGAAGAACCAGAGCGGGACCAAGAUGGACGUCGAGAGCGGUGCGACGCCACACGACCCGUUCAAGGACGAGAUCACAGUGCUGUUCGAGCCGGCGGUGGCGGAGAAGCUCAUCAUCGGCAUGGGCCUUGCCGGGACAUGGGUGCAGCUCGCUCGUCAAGACCUCAGCGCUGGAUCCUGGACGGAUGAACACGCUGGUGGGAAGCAGCAAAGAGACGAGAAAGGUGAGUUUGGGGUGCCCACCAAAUUGUGGUACAUGGAGCACCUGGCCUCCAUCAUUCCGAGCUACCACACCGAGCCAUGA
This is a messenger RNA of Laetiporus sulphureus 93-53, 1293 nucleotides long. RefSeq lists its product as uncharacterized. Gene Ontology annotation, cellular component: ARC complex. The record is from RefSeq and is a predicted model, not a curated record. Gene Ontology annotation, biological process: regulatory ncRNA-mediated gene silencing. NCBI's taxonomy places the organism in Eukaryota, Fungi, Basidiomycota, Agaricomycetes, Polyporales, Laetiporaceae. Bases 1 to 1293 code for a protein of 430 amino acids. The transcript has 6 exons.